Molecule: messenger RNA, 1465 nt
Organism: Budorcas taxicolor (takin)
Lineage: Eukaryota; Metazoa; Chordata; Mammalia; Artiodactyla; Bovidae
Gene: ZNF789
Product: zinc finger protein 789
Exons: 4
Coding region: 1-1323 (440 amino acids)
Biological process (GO): regulation of DNA-templated transcription
Source: RefSeq, a predicted model, not a curated record
AUGGCCAGGAUCCAGCCCCAUCUCAGAGGCCAGGCCAUGGAAGCCAUGUCCCUGCCAGUCCCAUGGAAGGGGCUGCUGUCCUUUGAAGACGUGGCUCUGUACUUCACUAGGGAAGAGUGGGACACGCUGGACUGGGCUCAGAAGGCCCUCUACAGGGACGUGAUGCUGGACAACUACAGACACGUUGUCUCCUUGGGAUUUCAGUUUCCCAAACCUGAGGUGAUCUGUCAGCUGGAACAGUGGGAAGAGCCGUGGAUCCUGGAUCUGCAGAGAGCGGGGACUAGGAAGGCUUCCGGUAGUGCCUGCCCAGAUUCGGAAGCCAGAUUCCAGACGAAAGAGCUCACCCCAAAGGAGAACAUUUCUGAAGAUUUAAUGUUAUGGAAGAUGUCAGCGGUAAAGCAGAAAACAGCCAAGGAGCCUUCAGAAGAGUUACGUGAAUGUGAUGAAUUUGUGGACAUUUACGGAUUUUCACUCCCUGCUACUGGUGAUGAGUGCUGUAAGGACUUCCUUCAAAGCCUUAACCUUAUUCACAGUCGGAGAGCUCAGACAAGGACACAGCAGGGCAAAUAUGAUGAGUAUGGAAAACCCUGCCAUCACAGAUCACGGCUUUUGAGGCACAAGAGAACUCUGACAAACGCAAAAUCUUAUGAAUGCCACGAAUGUGGAAGAGCCUUCCAGCGACAGGCAAAUUUUGUUCGACAUCAAAGACUUCACAGUUCAGAGAAUCCCUUUGAGUGUGACAUAUGUGGGCAGGCUUUCAAACAGAAGUCCGCUCUGAUCGUCCACAAACAGUGUCACUCACAAAAAAAGCCAUAUAAAUGUCAUGACUGUGGAAAGUGUUUCCGUCAGAUGGCGUAUCUCAUUGAACAUAAGAGGAUCCAUACCAAAGAAAAACCCUAUAAGUGCAGCAAAUGUGAAAGAACGUUUAGUCAGAAUUCAACGCUUAUUCGACAUCAGUUAAUCCACAGUGGAGAGAAACCCCACAAGUGCGCUAAAUGUGGAAAAGCCUUUGGCCGGCACUCAACCCUUAUGAGCCAUCAACAGAUUCACAGUAAACAGAAUGCCCACAAAUGCAGUGAGUGUGGAGAAUCCUUUGGUCGGAAUGUCGAUCUCAUUCAGCAUCAAAGGAUCCACACGAAGGAGGAGUUCUUUGAGUGUAGAGACUGUGGGAAAACCUUUAGCUUUAAGGCAAAUCUUCAUCGACAUGAGGUUAUUCACACUGGAGAGAGACCCUACAGGUGUGACAAAUGUGGAAAGUCUUUCAGUUGGCGCACAAGCUUUAUUAAGCAUCAGGGUACCCACAGAGAGCAGGUAUCUGCAUGAGAUUAACUGGGAAAGCUACCAUUUAAAGCCCAGAACUUAACUGCUACGGCAAGUAUGUAUAACCUGAUUGUUUCAUGAAAAUUAAUAAACAAGAACUGUUUUUUCUGUGGGGACCCUCUCCUUGUAGCCAACCUUCUGGAUG